AUGUCAAGGACGUAUGGCCAUUAUUUAACGACUCAAGCGCAUAACCUCAUUAUUCUUCAGAUCAAGCUGGAAAUUCAGGAUGUCAAGGACAAUAUUGAUUUUCACUUUUCCCAUUUUGAGGAGGCUCUAAAGAACAACUUUUCCGCCAUCAAGGAGGGAAUUGAUGAGAGCUACUCUGUCAAGUAUGUUUCUGCUGAUUCACUGUUUUCUAGGUUCCAAAAGGCUUCUGACUCCGUUAUUGAGAAGCUUGAGAACAUCAAGGCUACAAUAAGCAUAAAUUACAAAGAACUUUCGGAAUCUCUUGUGAGUAAUGACAAAGUUGCUGAGAUAAACUCUAGAUUAAAGCUUGCUAAGGAGGAGGUCCCCAAGUUUGUUUCUAGUGGAAUGGAGUCUUUCGUUGACGUUUUUAAAAGGCUCAAGAGUGAAUUCACUAUAAAUUUUAAUGUCAAAGCCAAUGAACAGCCUGCUUCCACUGCACAGCCUGGCGAUGUGAAAGAACAAAAUACCACUGCUAAAAGCACAAGUGAAACUGCUACGGCUGAAAACAAGACUGCUGAUGCCAGUACUAGUGAUCAGCCGAAACAGGAUGCCAGCAAAGAUGGUGUGAAAACUGAAAAUGACAAUAAAGAAGCUGCUUCUAAUACCGGCACUCCUGCUGUUUCCACUGAAAACAAGGAAUCUAAGUCAGCGGAUGAAACCAAGCCAGCAGAAACAAAGAAAGUUGAAGAAUCUAAACCUGCAGAGGAAUCUAAACCUUCCAAAGAAUCUAAACCUAGUGAAGAAUCUAAACCAGCAGAAGAAACAAAGAAAGUUGAAGAAUCUAAACCAGCAGAAGAAACGAAAAAAGUUGAAGAAUCAAAGCCUGUAGAGGAAACCAAACCUGGUAAUGAAUCUAAACCUGGGAGCGGUUCCGACAAGAUAGACUUGGAGUCAAUUCCCGCCGACGCCAUUAUUAGGACUAUAAACAGCUACUUUGAGGAUGUAGAUAUAGAAGGUAAAAAAUUACUAAGUUCGAUACUCUUUAAUUUAAAAUGA
This is a messenger RNA of Theileria orientalis strain Shintoku, 1035 nucleotides long. RefSeq lists its product as hypothetical. Bases 1 to 1035 code for a protein of 344 amino acids. The record is from RefSeq and is a predicted model, not a curated record. The transcript is spliced from 2 exons. Lineage: Eukaryota; Apicomplexa; Aconoidasida; Piroplasmida; Theileriidae.